CUGGGAGCAAGAUGACAACAUACACAGACAAAGGCGAAAAGCAUGAGCAGGGCAGAUUCCUCUGCUUUGAUCACUUAACAUUCUGGGUUGGAAAUGCAAAACAGGCUGCAUCAUAUUACUGUAACAAGCUGGGAUUUGAGCCUUUGGCUUACCGGGGUUUGGAGACAGGCAGCCGAGAAGUGGUGUCCCAUGCAGUCAAACAAGGCAAGAUCAUUUACGUGUUCUCAUCUGCCCUUAAUCCUGGAAACAAAGAGAUUGGAGAUCAUUUGGUCAAGCAUGGGGAUGGCGUGAAGGAUAUUGCAUUUACAGUGGAGGACUGUGAUCUCCUCGUGCAGAAAGCCCGUGAGCGAGGUGCUGUUAUUGUAACGGAGCCGCACACUCUGGAGGACAAAUAUGGUAAAGUCAGGCUGGCUGUGCUUCAAACGUAUGGUGACACCACACACACCUUUGUGGAGAGAACAGGAUACAGUGGGUUGUUUCUGCCAGGAUUCCACCCCCCUCUGUUCAAGGACCCUUUAUUAGCCAAACUCCCAAGUGGAAAACUGAACUUUAUUGAUCAUGUUGUGGGAAACCAACCAGAUGAUGAGAUGGUUCCAGUUGUUGAAUGGUAUCAGAAGAACCUUCUCUUUCACCGCUUCUGGUCAGUGGAUGACAAGCAGCUUCAGACAGAGUUUAGUGCCCUGCGCUCCAUUGUAGUGGCAAACUACGAGGAGACCGUGAAGAUGCCCAUCAACGAGCCUGCCAUGGGGAAGAAAAAGUCUCAGAUCCAGGAGUAUGUGGAGUACUAUGGAGGUCCAGGAGUGCAGCAUAUAGCCAUGAACACAUCAGAUAUCAUCACUGCAAUUCGUAACCUAAAGGAGCGUGGGAUGGAGUUUAUGUCCGUGCCGGACACCUACUAUGACCAGCUGAGGGAGAAGUUGAAACGUUCAAAGGUCAAAAUCACAGAGGACCUGAAUGUCCUGCAGGAUCUGAAGAUCUUGGUGGACCACGACGACAAUGGCUAUUUACUUCAAAUCUUCACCAAGCCAGUUCAGGAUCGCCCCACUGUGUUCUUGGAAGUCAUUCAGAGACACAACCACCAGGGCUUUGGUGCAGGAAACUUCAAAUCUCUUUUCGAAGCCAUUGAAACCGAACAGCAUGCCCGAGGAAAUCUGACUGUCCUGACACCAAAUGGAGUUUCAAAGAACCUGUGAACCCAGUGAUAUAUACACUUUACCGUCCUGAAAAGUCUCAAUAACUUUCAGUUAACUACGAAAUGACACUGUCUGUUGAGGGUCCUAUUUGCUCCUUAAGCGUAUUGUACUGAUAAUUUGCUAAAUCAAUGCUCUGAUAUUUUGAGAUUGCGUGUUUAUUGAUGCUGUAAGUCUUUGAUAUUUUUGUGACUUGCAUCUCUUAUCAGAAUUGAGUGUUUAUUUUAUUUUAGUUGCUUCAUUAAUAAGAAGAGUAUAUCACCAACGCUUUCUUAUUAUAAAACAUUAACAACACAACCAAUAUUAUCGAUACAAGCUUGACUCAAGCAAAACACCAUUUAAGCUCUCAUAAAUGAAAACAUUUAACUAUACAUUUAUAGUAUCAUUUGGACAAUGAGGCUGACAGACAUUUCAUUGUAACAGAGACCUACAGCAUGAUGUUUGGACUGCCCACUUUUUCCCUCCAUAUUGGAAGACACAAUAAUUGCAAUGUUUAAAAAAUUGUUUGCAUUGUGUUCACAAACUGUAACGUACAACCAAAUGUACUGUUUUAUUAUAGUUUUUUCCCAGAAAUGUUGUUUUAACUGUGGUAACUAGUGCUCAUCAUUCCAUGUCAGACUUCUGUUGAUAAAAAUCAAAGU
This is a messenger RNA of Xiphias gladius (swordfish), 1831 nucleotides long. It is a transcript of the gene hpdb, whose product is annotated as 4-hydroxyphenylpyruvate dioxygenase b. Lineage: Eukaryota; Metazoa; Chordata; Actinopteri; Istiophoriformes; Xiphiidae. Gene Ontology annotation, molecular function: 4-hydroxyphenylpyruvate dioxygenase activity. The transcript is spliced from 14 exons. Bases 12 to 1193 code for a protein of 393 amino acids. The record is from RefSeq and is a predicted model, not a curated record. Gene Ontology annotation, biological process: L-tyrosine catabolic process. Gene Ontology annotation, cellular component: endoplasmic reticulum membrane; Golgi membrane.